AUGUCUGAACCUAUUAUUGAUGCCAAGAGACAGCUAGAGGAAGUUCCUGGAGACUCUUCCGACUCGAAAAGGUUAAAAACUCAGGUAGCUGAGCAGGAAGCCGUCGACGAUGGCUUGCAUGAGUCAGAUGUUGGAAUUGUACAAUACUUGAGCAAGGAAAUACCUGGUUUCAGUGGUCAGAUCAAACAGCGGUACACCGACUUCCUAGUGCAUGAGAUCGACGAAGAAGGGAAUGUUGUUCAUUUAAAGGACAAAGGAUUUAAGAUGCCCAAGAAAGAACGUCCUUCAGCUGAGGAAAGCAAGGCACAACAUGAGAUUGAGCAUAAGAGAAGACAAGAGUUUGAAGUGAAGCCGGAACUGAGGCAGCAAUUAGUUGAAUUGCUGACCGAAGAUGACGUGAAGAAGAUUGAGGACGUUUUUCGUACUGCUCAAAAGAUGGAAACCACUAAGAGCUUCGAUGACAAGGGUGAGAGAACAAAGAUCCAUCAACUGCUGCGUGAAGCCUUUAACAACGAAUUGGAAUCGGUCACAACGGACACAAACACUUUCAAGAUCGCUAGGAGUGGUAGAAAAACGAGAGUGAGUAGACAAGCUCUUGUUGAACAGAACAAGGAUGCCAAUGGUGUUGAAAACUGGGGAUAUGGACCAACUAAAGAUUUUCUUCAUUUCACUCUGUACAAAGAGAAUAAGGAUACCAUGGAUGCAGUCAAUCUCUUGACCAAAUUUUUGCGUAUGCCAACUCGUGCAAUCAGAUUUGCAGGAACCAAAGACAGAAGAGGUGUGACGUGUCAGAGGCUCUCAGUUUCUCAUAUUGGUGUGGAUAGACUGAACGCCCUCAACAGGACGCUGAAGGGUAUGGUCUGCGGUGGCUUUAAAUUUGACGAUAAAAGUCUAAAUCUUGGUGAUCUAAAAGGUAACGAAUUCGUCAUUGUCAUCAGAAAUGCCAAAGUUCCAGAUGAUUCUAAAAUGAGCCUCGAACAGGUUGUCGAAAAUGGCACGAAGUUGCUAAGUCAAAAUGGUUUUGUCAACUACUUUGGUAUGCAAAGAUUUGGAACUUUCAGCAUUUCGACUCACGCCGUUGGGAAAGAACUACUGUCUGGUCACUGGGAACAAGCUGCAGAAUUGAUUCUUUCCGACCAGAAUAAUGUGUUGCCAAAAUCAAAAGAAGCAAGACAAAUUUGGGCUGAGACUAAGGACCCAACUUUAGCACUCAAAAAGAUGCCAAGACAAUGCCUUGCUGAGAAUGCCCUUCUUCAUUCGCUUUCCUCACAGAGAAAAGACGGUAACAACUUUUCAAAUAAUGCAUAUUAUACUGCUGUCAUGAAGAUUCCAAGAAACUUGAGGACCAUGUACGUUCAUGCAUACCAAAGCUAUGUAUGGAACGCUGUCGCUAGCAAAAGGAUCGAGCUAUAUGGUCUUGAAGUGAUAGAAGGGGAUCUCGUGAUAAUCGAUUCGAGCAAACCUCGAGAGGUUGAAGAAGUUGAGGAAGAUGAGUUUGAUGAAGAUCUGCGUGAUGCUAAGUUUGUUCGCGCUAGGCCGUUGACAAAGGCGGACAUCGAAUCUAGGAAAUAUACGAUCAACGAUGUUGUUCUGCCAACGCCCGGUUUCGACGUGGUAUACCCUGCCAAUAAAUCUUUAUUAGAUUUUUAUGUUGAGAUAAUGAAAGAAGACAACAUGGAUCCAUUUGACAUGAAGAGGAAAGUACGUGAUUUUUCCCUUGCUGGCUCUUAUAGAGCUUUGAUUCAAAAACCUACUGAGCUGGAGUACAAGAUUGUCAGCUACACUGAACCUACUCAACAGCUUGUCAAUACCGAUCUCGAGAUUUUAAAUAACCAAAAAGGAAAGGAUAAUAGCCAAAAAUAUAUGAAGGACAAGCUUGAAAGAUUUGUUCCUGAUAAAGGUGGUGACAAGAAAGCUGUCAUUUUGAAAUUCCAACUUGGUGUCUCUGCGUACGCAACCAUGGCAUUGCGUGAGUUGAUGAAGAUAGAAUCCUCACGUAGAGGCGACAUGUGUGACGUUAAAGUCUAA
Molecule: messenger RNA, 2028 nt
Organism: Torulaspora delbrueckii
Lineage: Eukaryota; Fungi; Ascomycota; Saccharomycetes; Saccharomycetales; Saccharomycetaceae
Gene: PUS7
Product: pseudouridine synthase PUS7
Exons: 1
Coding region: 1-2028 (675 amino acids)
Biological process (GO): pseudouridine synthesis
Cellular component (GO): nucleus
Molecular function (GO): RNA binding; pseudouridine synthase activity
Source: RefSeq, a predicted model, not a curated record